CAUUGUGGAUAAGAAAACUAGCUGCCCAGGCAAAAUCAACCAGGUUUUCCGGAAGAUUCAAGUGCUCUUGUGCUUUUGUUUGCGGCCUCUUCCUGUGCACCCUGUUUCCAAGAUGCCUCGCAUUGAGAAUGACAUCAAGCUGGACUUCAAGGAUGUGCUCCUCCGUCCAAAGCGAAGCACUCUCAAGUCAAGGAGUGAGGUAGACCUCAUGAGGAGCUACACCUUCAGGAACUCCAAGGGCACCUACAGAGGGAUCCCCAUCAUCGCUGCAAACAUGGACACCGUGGGGACCUUUGAGAUGGCCCUGGCCUUGCACCAGUUCACUCUCUUCACCACAGUUCACAAACAUUACUCCGUGGAUGACUGGGUGGAGUUUGCGAAAAAGAAUCCAGAGUGCCUGAAGAAUGUAGCAGUCAGCACGGGGACCGGGGAAGGGGACUUUGACAGGGUUUCAGCCAUCGUGGAGGCCCUGCCACAGCUGCAGUACAUCUGUGUGGACGUGGCUAACGGCUACUCUGAACACUUUGUUCACUUUGUCAAAGACAUCAGGGAGAAGUUCCGCUCUCACACUAUAAUGGCAGGAAAUGUGGUGACAGGAGAGAUGGUAGAGGAGCUGAUCCUGGCCGGUGCUGACAUCAUCAAAGUGGGCAUCGGACCAGGCUCUGUGUGCACCACCCGCAAGAAGACGGGCGUUGGGUACCCCCAGCUCAGCGCCGUGAUCGAGUGUGCGGAUGCCGCCCACGGCUUGGGUGGCCACAUCAUCUCCGAUGGGGGAUGCACUUGCCCGGGGGAUGUGUCAAAGGCGUUCGGUGCCGGUGCCGACUUUGUGAUGCUGGGCGGUAUGCUGGCUGGCCACUCCGAAAGCGGGGGAGAGGUGAUCGAGAAAAACGGCAAGAAGUACAAGCUGUUCUAUGGAAUGAGCUCCGACACGGCGAUGCAGAAACAUGCUGGGGGCGUGGCUGAUUACAGAGCGUCGGAGGGGAAGACGGUGGAAGUUCCUUACAAAGGCGCGGUGGAGGUGACAAUACGGGACGUCCUGGGCGGGGUCCGCUCCACCUGCACCUAUGUCGGGGCGGGCAAACUGAAGGAGCUGAGCCGACGCACCACCUUCAUCCGGGUCACCCAGCAGCUCAACACCGUCUUCGGCAGCUGAGCGUCCAGCUCGACGCUCCUUCAGAGGCCGCGCUAAGUCUGCACCACUGCCUGUCUGACCACGAGUGAACACACAUGAAUAUUAAGACUUUUACUAUGCUUCUUAGUUUUUAUUACAGUUCAAUGCAAUUUCAUUUUAUUGGGUUUGACUUCACUCCCAUGAACAGAUGGAUUUUGUCGCAUUAGACUCAUUCGGUGUUACAUUUUUCCUCCCAUCCACAAAGUUUCAGGUCAGUUUCUAGACUGUGAGCAGAAAACUCAAGCAGUCUGUCUUCAGCUCUUCGCGCGUCUGCUGCCUCAUCGUUCCUCUCACGAGUUGUUCCUUUAAAUAUGUAUGCCAAUCUGCAGCCGUCUGUACACGGUAUAGACAAAAUUCCUUUAUGCGGAGAUCAUACUGCGAGCCAUUGUAACACGGCCACAAUUAUACCAGAUUGAAAAAUGGAUGUGUUUAGAAAUGUAACCAUUCCACCCCUCUUUCAAUAUUGUACUUUAUGUUUUAUAAUUUGAGUAAUCAGUUUUUUUGUUUUCAGAAAUGCAGUGUUGCAUUUAUUUUUAAAAUAGUCGAAUUAGAUUUUAAAAUAAUUUAAAUAUCGACAAUACGUACUGAAUGGUACAGUACUAGAGCACAUGGCAGAAGUCUUCAACAAAGAUAUAUGCAGAUUUACUCGUACCAACGUGUGUGUAUGUGUGUGUGUGGGGGGGGGGCUUAAUGUUUGCGUUCAAAUUAAUUUAUGAUUAAUUGCAUUCCUUUUAAAUUCAGCGGUUGUCCCGUAGCCGUUUUAAAAUCGGUCUCACUUCACAAAGUGUAGUUGUUCCACUUCAAGAUAUUCUGAACUAUUU
This is a messenger RNA of Pseudoliparis swirei, 1992 nucleotides long. It is a transcript of the gene gmpr2, whose product is annotated as guanosine monophosphate reductase 2. The record is from RefSeq and is a predicted model, not a curated record. Gene Ontology annotation, biological process: nucleotide metabolic process. The transcript is spliced from 9 exons. Gene Ontology annotation, molecular function: GMP reductase activity. Gene Ontology annotation, cellular component: GMP reductase complex. Lineage: Eukaryota; Metazoa; Chordata; Actinopteri; Perciformes; Liparidae. The coding region runs from base 113 to 1153 and encodes 346 amino acids.